AUGGCCCGCGGCGCCGCGGCCUGUGCGAGCGACGCGCGGCUGCUGCUGGGCCGGGACGUGCUGCGGCCCGCGCCCGCGCUGCUGGCCCUCGCCGUGCUGCUGGGCGCCGCUCUCGGCCUCGGCCUCGGUCUGUGGCUCGGCUGCCGCGCGGGCCGCCUGCGCCCGCGACACCAGAAAGACGACACUCAACGUCUGCUCAAGAACCUGGAGCCUGGUGCACAGAGCCCCUCGGAGACCGGCUCCCCAUCCAGGAGGAGGAAGAGAGACGUGCAGCCRUCGAGGGACGCAGAGGCCCCAGAUGAGUAUGAGCCGUCCUUCAACAGCAACGUCACAGCAUUCGCCCUGAAGGCCAAAGUCAUCUACCCCAUCAAUCAGAAGUUCCGGCCCCUGGCUGAUGGCUCCUCCAACCCGUCCCURCACGAGCACCUGAAGCAGGCAGUCCUGCCGCACCAGCCCACCGAGGCCUCCCCGGCCAGCAGCCUGGGCAGCCUGAGCCAGGCCGAGAAGGACGACGGCAGCUCCUCAUCCAGCCUCCACUCGGCCAGCGACGACGGGUUCCUCGGCCGCAGCUUCCUGCGGGUGAGCAGCUUCCUAGAGGUGCUGGCCUGCGAGAGUGUGGACAUCGACCUGUGUGUCUACAGUCUUCACCUAAAAGACCUGCGGAGCCUGGACACGGCGUUGAGGCAGGAGAAGCACAUGAUGUUUAUUCAGAUUUUUAAAAUGUGCCUCCUGGACCUUCUUCCUAAGAAAAAGUCUGAUGACGAAUUAUAUCAGAAGAUUCUGUCAAAACAAGAACAGGAUCUGGAGGAAUUGGAAAAGGCACUUCAGGUCAAACUGUCGAGCACAGAAACGCCGGGCGCCAGCGACUCUGGGUACGUCACCCUGGCAGACGUGGAGAAGAAGGAGCGGGAGCACAGCGAGCAGCUCCUAGAUGACAUGGAAGCUUUCUGGAAACAGAUGGAAAACAUCCAGCACUUUCUUGUGGACCAAUUUAAAUGUUCCAGCUCCAAAGUGCGGCAGCUCAUGACAACGCUGACAGAGACAAUGAUUGCAGCCGAAGGGCUCUUGUGCACGUCUCAGGACCUGCAGGCUCUGGACGCCCUGGAGAGAGCCAUGGGGCGGGCGCACAUGGCAAAAGUGAUCGAGUUCCUGAGGAUGCAGAUCCAGGAGGAGACCAAGUGCCGACUGGCCGCCAUCUCCCGCGGCCUGGAGCUGCUGARCGUCCAGGGCAAGCUGUCCGGGCGGCAGAAGGAGGAGCUGCUGACCCAGCAGCACAAGGCCUUCUGGGAGGAGGCAGAGAGCUUCAGCAGGGAGUUUGUCCAGAGAGGCAAAGACCUGGUCAAGGYGUCCCUGGCUCGCCAGGCAGAGGGGACAGCAACGCUCAUGCUGGCCCAGGAAGAAGAACGGAGGGGCUUCCUGGCCAACUCCCGCCUGAACUCGGACCCCGAGGAGUUUCUCAAGGCCUUUCACGAGGUCCUGGAGCGGCAGAGGCUGAUGCGAAGUGACCUGGAGGAGGAAGAGGAAGUCAGAACCACAGAGGCCAUGGCUGCCCUCUGCCAGGAGCUGUACCGCGGCACCAUGGGCACUUUCCAGGGCUGUGUGGAUGCCCUGUUCCUGCAGACGCUGGGCGCCCGCGGCCUCCCCAGGGCGGAGUGUGAGGCCCUGAUGCAGGAGGUCCAGGAGGAYGCAGCACGGCGGCUGGGCAGGUCUGAUCGCUUCCGGAGGCGGCAGUGGGGACUCCUGCAGGAGCUGCUGGAGCRAGACCAGCAGGUGUGGAUGGAGGAGUGCGCGCUGUCCACGGUGCUGCAGGACCAGCUGAGGGACAACGACCAGCGCACCUUGCAGGGCGUCCUGAGCAGGCUGGGCGGCCUCACCGAAGAGUCCACGCGGGGCAUCCUGCAGGGGCACGAGCUGCUCCUGGGCUCCGCCCUCCGGAGGCUGGCCCUCCGCGGCAGCGCCGUCGCCACGCUGGCCCAGAUGAGGCUGUCUGGGAAGAAGAGCCUCCUGCAGGAGCUGCGUGAGCAGCAGGCGCUGGAGCAGGGCUCCUCCCACUGUCGGGAUGAGCAUCAGUGGCAGCUGCUCCAGGCCUUGGAGACACGAGUCCUGGAGGAGGCCGGCCGGCUGGAGGAGGAGGCGCAGCAGACGCGGCUGCAGCUCCAGCAGCAGCUGCUGGCCGAGGCCCAGGAAGCSGGGCAGCUCCUGCAGCAGCACUUGGAGCGAGCCAUCGGGCAGGCACUGCUGGGGCACGCACGGAAUGCGGCCACCAAGAGCCGGGCCAAGGACAGGGAUGACUUCAAGGGGACGCUGGUGGAGACGGUGGUGGAGAGCGUCUAUGCCACCAGCGCUGGCGUCGGCCCCCUGGUGCAGGCCUAUUACCAGCAAGUCGGGAGGGUGAUGCAGGACCAGGAAGAGAGGAAGCUACAGCUCCUGAAGACCCUGCAGGGCCACAGAAUGGACAGCUCCAAGCUACGGAGGAAGCAAGAACUCGGGGACCCCGGGCCGGAGGACCAGAUGACAGGCGGCGCUCAGGGAGCCUCCCAGGCUGUCCACCAGAGGUUGCUGUCGCAGCAGAGGCGGCUCCUGGCCCAGUUCACRGAGCACCAGCGGCUCCGCCUGGAGGCACAGAGGCAGAAGGCCCGGGUCCUGGACCAACUGGAGGCCCAGCUGGAGACGCAGCUGCAGGACGCRGAGCAGACCUUCAUCUCGGAGCUGGCAGCCUUGGCCCGCGUGCCCCUGGCAGAGAACAAASCGCUCUCCAGUAAGCGCGGGCUGCCAGAGAAGCCUCUACGGACCAAAAAGAAGAAGCCCCUGCCUCGGGAGAGAGGGGACCCAGGACUGCCCAGCGAUGGUGACCCUGCCUCGGGGGACCACGCCUCAGGGCCCCUCAGCAGCCAAAGGCCAGGUCAGCAAGAAGCCGAGGCUGGUGUCGGYGAGGACGGGAGGCAGGUGCUGAAGAGGAGCCAUCUGUAGCUCCAGGCUGCUGGGCAGGCCUGUGCCUGGGUGUGCCAGGCCUGUCCCCGCCACACCCUGGGGGACAUGGGGGCGGUUGUGAGAGAGGACGGAGGAGGGGGGACUGGCCAGACGGCCACACCUGAGAUGGUUGGGAGCUCCUCCUAGCCGGUUUMCAGCCCGCUCAGCUCCCUGACGAGGAGGCCUCCUGUGCCCAGCUCUGCCCGUGUCCUGAGGCUACCAGAACCUGYCUCCCACAAGCUGAGGUCACCUGGCACAGCCCUGGGCACUCUGCUCCCCAGCUUCUCCGCCCAGUGCUCCCAGGAGGGCCUCUCAGACUUGCUGUAUUUCCUGGAUCUGAGGCCAUUCCCUGGUCCCUCCAUCCCCCUCCACCCGCCAGUGGCUGCCCAGCAUGCCCAUGAGGACCACGUCCUUGCUUGGUACUUUCUGUCCUUCGACUCAGCCAGCACCAAGAACUGGUCACCAAGACAGUGCCUGCAUCCCGGGGCCAGCAACCCAGGACAGGCUGCUUCCUCAGCGCUUCCCGCUGUGACUAAAAGACCUGAUGAGAACRAUUUUAUGGRAGAAUUUAUUGGGGGCUCACGGUUUCAGAGGCUCAGUCYGUAGACACUGGCUCCACCUCGGGCUGCAGGUGAGGGGGACAUCAUGGGGAAGAGURUGGUGGAGGGCAGYAGCUCACACGAUGACCAGGAGGCAGAGAGAGACUCCGCUCUCCAGACACAAAUAUACACCCAGCGCCCCCUCCAGCCGCACCCACCUGCCGACAGGGAACACUCACCAAUCCCCUCAGGUGGGUGAUUCACUGAUGGGGUUCGGGCUCUCAUA
Molecule: messenger RNA, 3795 nt
Organism: Urocitellus parryii (Arctic ground squirrel)
Lineage: Eukaryota; Metazoa; Chordata; Mammalia; Rodentia; Sciuridae
Gene: Evc
Product: EvC ciliary complex subunit 1
Biological process (GO): smoothened signaling pathway
Cellular component (GO): plasma membrane protein complex; ciliary membrane
Source: RefSeq, a predicted model, not a curated record